Acromyrmex echinatior (Panamanian leafcutter ant) is the source of this 316-nucleotide messenger RNA. RefSeq lists its product as uncharacterized. NCBI's taxonomy places the organism in Eukaryota, Metazoa, Arthropoda, Insecta, Hymenoptera, Formicidae. The record is from RefSeq and is a predicted model, not a curated record.
UUAUAAUUCAUUAAAAUAUAUUGCAAGUAACACAUCGCAAAGAGAAAAAGCAAUUGCAAUCACUGACGAAUUUAAUGAAUAUCUAAAAAAUGUAUCUGGAAAAUGCAUUGACAUAGGAUGUGGACCUGGAGAUGUAACAAAAGACAUAAUCUUACCGGCUCUUGAUCCAAAUGCAGUAGUAAUUGGUACAGAUAUAUCAGAAAGUAUGAUUGAUUAUGCAAAGAAAAAAUACAUUAAGGAGAAACGACUCGAAUUUGACGUUUUAGAUAUACAAACUAAAAAUUUGCCUACAAAAUACGUAUCUGAAUUUGAUCUU